This is a messenger RNA of Caenorhabditis remanei, 804 nucleotides long. RefSeq lists its product as uncharacterized. The transcript has 7 exons. The record is from RefSeq and is a predicted model, not a curated record. Bases 1 to 804 code for a protein of 267 amino acids. Lineage: Eukaryota; Metazoa; Nematoda; Chromadorea; Rhabditida; Rhabditidae.
AUGUCAGAUCAAGCGAAUCGAGUUGUGUACAUUGAACAAAGGCGGCACAUUGUCGUCAAUUCACCUCCACAGUCACCAACACCAUUGCAUCAUUUCCCUGUAAAUCAGUAUUCAGCUUCAUCUUCUAAUCCACCAGCCCCUUUGAGUCAACCUCAGCAGUUAUACCGUACUACUACUACAUCUAAUACACCAAAUACCAGAAGAAAGAUGUUCUCACAACGGGCCUUCAAUGGAAUCGUUUUUUGUGUUCGAAUUUUCAUUUUGAUUCUUGCCAUAGUUUCCAUGAUUCUUAUCCUCACAGCGCCUGGAGCUUGCUUUUCCAGAUAUUUAAAUGGACAAUCUAUAAGUAGAGAAAUUUGUCCCGGCCAGAAUAGUAUAUUCCCAAUGAAUGCUGAUAGGUGGAGCAAUGCCCUUCACUUCCAAGGAAGAGGGCAAAAUGUUUACGGACAAGUUGCUCUCAUUUGUAUCACUCUAGCAUUCGGAUUAAUCACAGUUGGAGUAAGCUGUGUGACAUUAGCAACGAACAGUAUACUCACUUACCCGCAAAUUUUAAUCUCCGGACUCUCGAUGGUUGCAUUCAUUGUGAGUGGAGGAGUCGAAACAUGGUAUGCAACUGGCUAUGAUCACAUGGAGUUCUUUAUUCAGGCUGUUGGUAACGGAGUGUUCUCUGGAUGCGCUGGAAUCCCAGGUUGUCAGAUUCAAUUUGUGGUCAAAGGAUGGGCUGUUGCAGCUGCUUUCUACUUUCUGGGAGCCGUCCUCUACGUUAUCGAUAUGGCUUUGAUCUUCAUUUCUCGUGAAAAGUAA